Papaver somniferum (opium poppy) is the source of this 836-nucleotide messenger RNA. RefSeq names its product translationally-controlled tumor protein homolog. Gene Ontology annotation, cellular component: cytoplasm. Lineage: Eukaryota; Viridiplantae; Streptophyta; Magnoliopsida; Ranunculales; Papaveraceae. The coding region runs from base 126 to 632 and encodes 168 amino acids. The transcript has 5 exons. Gene Ontology annotation, molecular function: calcium ion binding. The record is from RefSeq and is a predicted model, not a curated record.
UCUGAACUGAAAACAAUAACAAACCCUCUCCUCUCCCCGCACCCACAGAUAUACGGCUUUUUUCUGCAAAACUCUUUCCUCUUCUUCUCGAUUUUCUACGAGCAAUCCGGGAGAAUUUACCAAACAUGCUUGUCUACCAGGAUCUUCUUACAGGUGAUGAGCUUCUCUCGGAUUCUUUUCCUUACGAGGAAAUUGUAGAUGGAAUGUUAUGGCAAGUUGAGGGGAAGUGGGUUGUUCAAGGAGCUGUUGAUGUGAACAUUGGUGCUAAUCCUUCUGCUGAAGGUGCUGAUGCUGAUGAGGGUGUUGAUGACACAGCUGUGAAAUGUGUUGAUAUUGUCGACACUUUUAGACUCCAGGAACAACCACCUUUUGACAAGAAACAAUUCGUUACAUACAUCAAGCGCUUCAUCAAGACUCUUACACCCAAGCUGAGUGAAGAGGAGAAAGCAAAAUUCAACAAGGGCAUUGAGGCAGCAACCAAGUACCUUCUUCCAAAGCUCAAGGACUUGCAAUUUUUUGUCGGGGAGAGCAUGCACGAUGAUGCUACAAUGGUGUUUGCAUACUACAAGGAAGGUGCUGCUGAUCCCACCUUCCUCUACUUUGCCCACUCUCUGAAGGAAAUCAAGUGUUAGGCCCUGAAUGGUCUAUUUAUAUUGUGUCCUUUUUCUUUUUCUCAACUUUUUCCUGUGUUUUCUAUUUUUGAUUUCUAGCCUGAGAACUCUGUAGUGAAUUUGAGAGUAUGUUCGGAUCAUGUUUAAAUUUACUAUUAUGUAACGGUUUCAAGGAGAAAAAAAAUUCAUAAUCUAAGUUUCAGUUUCAUGGCUGAUUAUCUCUCA